UACCGGCGCGCGUUUGACAUUUCAAUCCGUGGCGUAAACCGACCAAUAUGAUUUUUGUCUGUGCGUGGUGUUUCGUAUUCGUGUCGUCGGUAUCGAUGAUUUGAUAAUGUGAUCGUUGUGUGGCGAAAUGACCGUCGACUUGAGUAAAAACAACGCGGCGCUGAAAGCGGCGUGGCGCGACGUGCUCGACGACAAAACCGCCACCAACUGGGCCCUGUUCGGCUACGAGGGCCAGACGAACGCGCUGAAGGUGGUGUCGACGGGCGAAGCCGGCAUCGACGAGCUGAAGGAUGACCUAAACAGCGGCAAAAUCAUGUACGCGUUCGUCAAAGUCAACGACCCGAAGACGUCGCUCGACAAGUACGUGCUGAUCCACUGGCAGGGCGAGGGGGCCAACACCGUCAGGAAGGGCAUAUGCGCUAAUCACCUGCGGGAUGUCGAGCGGUUUUUCCCGGGGGCCCACCUCACGUACACCGCGCGCAACGAAGAGGAGAUCGAGGAGGAACUGGUCGUCGACAAACUCAAAAAGGUCGGCUCCGAGUACAGGUUCAAGGCGAAGGUGACCCCGAUGGAACCGGCCGCGCCCGUCGGCACCGUCUACCACAAGGUGAACGCCGUGAAGGAGAUCGACUCGCAGGAACGGGACCGCUUCUGGAAGCGGGAGGAGGAGCUAGAGCGGAAGCGCGUGGAGGAGGAGAAGAGGAGGCGGCGGGAGGAGAUCCUGAGGUUGGAGACGGAAACGGCGCGCAGGGAAGAGAUCGACACCAAGAAACGGGAGGACGAGGCCCGGAACAGGGACGACGAGCGGGAACAGCAGAAGAAAGCGCCGCAGAAGCCAAUCAGGGCGUCGGCGGUGAAGGCGGGGGCGGAGUCGCCGGUGAGCGACGACGACUCCGAUCAGUUCGCAACGAUCAAAAGGUCCCCGCGGGACGUUGUCAAGGACGCGACGCCCCAGGAAGAGAAGACCGUGGUGGGCAUUACGGAGCAGGACUUUGUCGACGAGUUCGUGUACGGAAUCGACAAGGAGGGGGGCCAGAAAGCCCGCGCCAUCUACGAUUAUCAGGCGGCCGACGACACCGAGAUUUCGUUCGAUCCCGGCGACGUCAUCACCAACAUUGAGAAAGUGGACGACGGGUGGUGGCAGGGCCUCGCCCCCGACGGCAUCACCUACGGCCUAUUCCCCGCGAACUACGUCGAGCCGCUCGACGAGUGACA
Molecule: messenger RNA, 1215 nt
Organism: Cylas formicarius (sweet potato weevil)
Lineage: Eukaryota; Metazoa; Arthropoda; Insecta; Coleoptera; Brentidae
Gene: Abp1
Product: drebrin-like protein B
Exons: 2
Coding region: 128-1213 (361 amino acids)
Biological process (GO): regulation of actin filament polymerization; neuron projection morphogenesis; positive regulation of dendritic spine morphogenesis
Cellular component (GO): postsynaptic membrane; dendrite; plasma membrane
Molecular function (GO): actin filament binding
Source: RefSeq, a predicted model, not a curated record